Messenger RNA from Lachancea nothofagi CBS 11611, 1173 nucleotides. The record is from the annotation of a GenBank genome assembly. Lineage: Eukaryota; Fungi; Ascomycota; Saccharomycetes; Saccharomycetales; Saccharomycetaceae.
AUGAACUUGAGGGAACUGCAAGUGGUCGCUGCUUGUCUAGCAUCGCGAUUCGGAGCCUCGACUGUUUUCCCGCUAUUACAGCAGCAAUUGGACAAAUCGGUCGAGUUUUCCACGCCUGUGACAUCGUAUAGAAGCUUGCAAGAAGGUGUUUUCCUAAUACGAAAUGACUUCCCGCUGUACUCAGGGGGAGUUGUUCACCAUGCACCACUGCUAGUGGCUCUCAUGUCCGCUUUCAGUAGCAAAAACAUGGUGUCGUUGCUGUAUGCCUGUGCAGACACCAUGAUCGCAUUCCAACUCAUUGCCAUGGCCAAAUGCUUUAGCCGCUCUCCUCUGCCCUCUUGGGUUCCGGGCGCCCUCUAUGUGAUUAAUCCUUUGGUGCUGCUAUCGACGGUUUCGAAAUCGUCCGUCGUUUUCAGCAAUUUGGCCAUCUCCACAGCUCUGCUCAGCGCUUUGCAAGGCAACAGCAUUAUUGCUGCAAUGGCAAUUGCUGUUGCAGGAUACCUUUCGUUAUAUCCACUGCUUUUAGUCGUGCCGAUGUUAGCGCUACUACAAAAAGAUAAACUAAAAACCGUUUUCAUAACCGCGGCGACUUUGACUGCCCUUUUACUAUCGAGUUACAAGAUCAACGACGAGAACUGGAACUACCUCUUUUCCACAUACGGUGUCAUAAUUACGUUCAGCAAAAUCAUUCCCAACUUAGGUCUGUGGUGGUACUUUUUCGUCGAAUUGUUUGAAAUGUUCAUACCUUUUUUCAAAGCCGUUUUCAACCUGUUUGUGGUCUCUUGCAUCAUACCAUUUUCGCUGCGAUUCCACAAACAACCUUUUUACGCUUUUAUCUUGUGCCUGAGCUGGAUCACUCUCACAAAGUCUUACCCAACGCUUGGGGAUGGAGGUUUUUUGCUAAGCUUCGUGCCUUUUUUCAGGCCCUUAUAUGGAUACUUCAGGUACUCAGUAAUAUCCACGUUGCUAUUCAUUCAUGUUACCGUCUUAUCGCCCAUAUUUUACCAUCUGUGGGUAGAUUUGGGUUCGGGAAAUAGUAACUUCUUUUAUGCUAUUUCGCUAGUGUAUGCUUUGGGUUUGGCCACAGUUUUGGUCGAUUUGGUAUGGGCCAUGUUGAGGAUAGAGUACGACAAGGGCACACCAAAUCUCAAACUUAAGAUGACCCCACUAUAG